AUGUAUUACGAUGAAUGGUUGAGACUUGGCGAGAGACUUGGAUUGUCCGGUGGAGACUUGAUCCUUUUCAUCAAAGAUAAGGAAGAGGAAUGUAUAGCAAGGGAAGAGAGAGCCCAACGACGUGAUGAAGAAAGGAGACAGAUGGAGAUGAACUUUGAACUGCAAAUGAAGGAGAGAGACUUAGAGAUUGAGCGUUUGAGGGUCAACAGAGUAGACAGUACUGAUACUUGUAAGGCGUACAGACCUAAGAUUCCAAAGUUUGAUGAAGAGCACGAUAACAUUGACGCAUAUCUGGAAAGGUUUGAGAGAUAUGCUCAAAGUCAAAAGUGGGAAGAGGAGAGCUGGGCCAUAAGUCUUAGCUCACUUUUAACAGGAAUGGGACUGGAGGUGUACACAAGCAUGCCACAAGAAGAGGCCUGUAAUUACGAUUCUCUCAAGAAAGCGAUCCUAAGGAGGUAUCAGUUGACUGAAGAGGGAUUCAGAUCUAAAUUUCGACAAAGUAAACCAGACCAAGGAGAGUCGGUCUUUCAAUUUGUGUCAAGAAUAAAGAGAUACUUCAGUCGUUGGACUGAACUGGCUGGAAUAGAAAAGACGUAUGAAUCCUUAUGUGAUUUAAUGAUAAGAGAGCAGUUUAUUGAAGGUUGUUCAGCCGAAUUAGCGGUGUUUCUGAAAGAGAGAACACCAAAGUCGAUGGACGAGAUAACACGUCUUGCAGAGCAGUACAUCGAAGCACAUAAGGGGACACCUUCAAUAUUGUCGAAGAGUGUUGCGCCUCAAAAGAAGCACAACUCCACCAGUCAUGAGCAGUCCAGUCGAAAGACAGAAGAGAAGAAUGGGUUGCGGAAAACCUGCUUUAUAUGUAAUAAAGCAGGUCAUUUAGCGCGUGACUGUAGACAAAACAGCAGGAGUAACACUCCAAAGAGUUGCUUUAUCUGUAAUAAAGCAGGACACUUAGCCAGAGAUUGUAAGCAGAUGAGAUCAGCUCCAGCAAAGAAUGACCAGAAGUUAGCAGCAGUGUGUGUUCAAACGGAUGUAAAAAACAGUCCAUUGAAAAACAAUACUGAAGACGGAAAAUUGAAGUUGGCAAGUGGGGAGUCAGUCCCAAUACUUGCAGGAGUUUGUACCAUUGAUAGCUUAAAAGGGGAGAGGAACUUGGAGGUACAGAGAGGAUUCGUAGGAACAGAAGAAGUGAAAGUGUUAAGGGACACUGGAUGCGAAUCCGCUGCUGUAAGAAGAGACUUAGUCAAAGAAGAGCAAUUUCUAGGCAAAGAAAUAGUGAUUAUCACAAUAGAUGGGGACGCCAAAGUUGUACCUAUGGCGAAGAUAUGGGUUGAUACUCCGUAUUACAUUGGAGAAAUUGAGGCAAUGGUACCAAAGUCGUUGAUUUGUGACUUAAUCAUUGGGAAUGUUCCUGGUGUACUUGAUAGACCUGAUCCUGAAUGGAAAAAGAAGAUUGCUGAUACAUCAGUAGCUGCGGUUAUGACAAGAUCACUGAGUAGAAAAGCAGAGCUACCAACGAAAGCACUGAAUGUGCCGAAGCCCUCCUGUGAAACAGAAGCUAAUGUGGAGACAUUAAAGACAUCACAGAAGGAAGAUAAAGCAUUGCAAAAGCUGUGGGAUUUAGCAAAGACAGAAGACAUGCUCGAAACCAAGGGUGGUGCAAAAUACAAAUUUGCAAUAAGAAAUGGAGUGCUGUAUAGAGUUUAUCUUCAGACGAAAGGGGCGUAUGACUACGAGAUCAAACAGAUUGUCGUACCAGCAAGCAAACGCAAAAGAGUGAUGGAACUUGCUCACGAAUCGAUCGUUGGAGGACAUCUUUCAGCGAAGAAAACAGAGGACAGGAUCACGUCAAGUUUCUAUUGGCCUGGGAUUUCAAGUGAAGUUGGACGAUUUUGCCGAUCUUGUGACAAAUGCCAAAAGACCAUUCCGAAGGGCCGAGUUAAGAAGGUUCCUUUAGGAGACAUGCCAGUGAUUGAAGAACCCUUCCACAGAAUAGCCAUAGAUUUAAUAGGACCUAUUGCACCAGUGUCAGACAGUGGAAACAGAUAUAUAUUAACAGUGGUGGAUUAUGCCACGCGAUACCCAGAAGCGGUAGCAUUACCAAGAAUUGACACAGAAAGAGUAGCAGAAGCACUUCUUGACAUCUUUUCGAGAGUAGGUCUCCCAAGUGAAGUUUUAAGUGACAGAGGCAGCCAAUUUACAUCUGACCUGAUGAAAGAAGUAAGUCGUCUAAUAUCAGUGAAGCAACUCUUCGCCACACCAUACAACCCGAAGUGCAAUGGAUUUUGUGAGCGUAUGAAUGGAGUCCUGAAGAGCAUGUUAAAGAAGAUGUGCCAAGAAAGACCCAAAGAUUGGGAUAGAUACCUUUCGGCAGUAUUAUUUGCCUAUAGAGAAGUACCACAAUCAAGUACAGGAUUCUCACCCUUUGAACUUUUAUAUGGAAGAACAGUGCGGGGACCAAUGCAAGUGUUGAAAGAAAUAUGGACAGCGAAAGAAAAUCCUGAGACACAGAACACAUAUCAAUAUGUAUUUGAUUUAAAGCAGCGGUUGGAAGAAACGUGCAAGAUAGCAAGAGAAAGUCUAAAUAGAGCUCAGAAGACAUACAAACAUCAUUACGAUAAGAAAGCUCGCAAACGAGUAUUAAAACUUGGCGACAAAGUACUACUCCUGCUUCCGACAGAUAAGAAUAAGAUGAUGCUACAAUGGAAAGGACCAUAUGAAGUUGUUGAGGCUAUCAACGGAGUUGACUAUAGAAUAAAUGUUGGUGAUAGAACGAGAACAUAUCACAUCAAUUUGCUAAAGAAGUAUGAAGAACGCAAAGACACGAUUGCAGCAAGUGUGGCAAUUAUAGAAGAUGACAAUCAUAUUCAAGGUGGAGCGGUAGAUGAUGAAAGUCUUCUAGAGUUUCCAGGAUACACAAGUGGUGAAACAUUUUGUGAUGUCAAGAUCUGUGAAAGACUUACUCAGGAACAGAGAAAGCAAGUCUUAGAUCUUCUUCAAGAAUUUAGUGAGGUGUUCUCCGAACAACCAGGAACAACUCCUCUCAUACAGCACCACGUCGAACUGAUUGACCAGAAACCUAUCCGAGUGAAGCAGUACCCAAUACCAUACGCUAAGCGUCAAGAUGUGGAAGAUGAAAUUAAGAAGAUGCUGGAAGCUGAUGUUAUAGAACAAUCUGUAUCCGAGUACAAUGCACCUAUUGUAAUUGUAAAGAAGAAAGACGGAAGCAAUAGAUUCUGCAUUGACUUUCGACGCCUUAAUUCUGUGACCAAGUUUGAUACCGAACCUAUGGCUAGUGUGGAUGAUAUUCUGGCAAGACUGAAAGAUGAUAAGUUUUUUUACAAAGAUCGACUUAUGUAA
This is a messenger RNA of Mercenaria mercenaria, 3360 nucleotides long. RefSeq lists its product as uncharacterized. Gene Ontology annotation, molecular function: nucleic acid binding; zinc ion binding. Lineage: Eukaryota; Metazoa; Mollusca; Bivalvia; Venerida; Veneridae. Gene Ontology annotation, biological process: DNA integration. The transcript has a single exon. The record is from RefSeq and is a predicted model, not a curated record. The coding region runs from base 1 to 3360 and encodes 1119 amino acids.